This is a messenger RNA of Suillus subalutaceus, 2024 nucleotides long. Its product is annotated as cytochrome P450. The record is from RefSeq and is a predicted model, not a curated record. Gene Ontology annotation, molecular function: oxidoreductase activity, acting on paired donors, with incorporation or reduction of molecular oxygen; heme binding; iron ion binding. The transcript has 12 exons. The coding region runs from base 1 to 1647 and encodes 548 amino acids. NCBI's taxonomy places the organism in Eukaryota, Fungi, Basidiomycota, Agaricomycetes, Boletales, Suillaceae.
AUGAAGGUCGUCUCCGUACCCUCUCCAUUAAGUCUCUGGACAACCGUACGCUCGGUUAGUGCAUUCAAUGUCGCAUGUUCAUUUGUUGCAUUAUGGGCUCUCGUCAAAGUCCUAAGGGCCUUUCGCUGGCGAUUGAAGACGACUCAACUGCGGGGUCCGCCUCGCACCAGCUUCAUAUAUGGUGUUUCGCACGACCUCGUCGCAUCUCAAGAUAGUGGUGGAAUGUAUGAACGUUGGGCGACAGAAUAUGGGGUCGCAUAUAUGAUUCCGAGCGUUUUCGGACAGACUAAAACCGUGUUGUGUGACCCAAGAGCUAUAGCACAUUUCUACGCCCGAGAGACAUGGACAUAUGUGCAUACGCCCCUUUCGUUGAGGGCUCUGGAGUCAUUCAUCGGCAGAGGGCUGUUAUGGUCUCAGGGUGAAGACCACAGGAGGCAGCGGAAGGCCCUCACUCCAGCUUUCAGCAAUGCAGCGAUUCGGAAACUCACAUCAGUGUUUUAUGACUCAGCAUACAAGGCCAAAUGUGCAUGGGAUACUAUUAUAGAAUCGAGCAAAGAUGGCGACGCUGUCAUCGAGGUUCAGAACUGGAUGAAUCAUAUAUCUCUGGAUACGAUUGGCAUUGCUGGUUUCUCCCACGAUUUUGGCUCGCUCGAUGGAAAGCGAGCCAGCGUGACCGAAGUAUUUGAUACUUUCGGAAGCAACCAAAAGGCUUCAGCAGGGAACCGAAUUCUUUUCCUGCUCGCAUCAACGUUUCCUAUCGUGAUCAAGAUCCCCACCAAGCGGAGGAAUCUGGUCAAGAAACUUGGCGUAGCCAUGAGCGAAAUAUCCAACGACUUGUUGAUUCGCAGCCGCCAGGAGAAGGAUGUGAAUGUGGGCGAGAGAGACGAGGAGAAGUCCAUCAUCGGAUUGUUGAUUAAAUCCGAAGGCCAGGAUGCCGAGCUUCGUAUGUCGGAGGAAGAAGUAAUGGCUCAGAUGAGGGUCCUGCUUCUUGCUGGUUAUGAGACGACAUCUAUCAGUCUUACGUGGGCGCUGAUCGAGCUAUCGCGACACAUGGAUGUUCAAACCAGACUCAGAGAGGAACUGCUUGUGUUUGGCGCUGAUCCGACAUAUGACCAGUUAAAGGCCAAUCUCCCAUACUUGGAUGCGGUUGUCCAUGAAAUUCUCCGACUCCAUCCUCCGCUGGGCGAGUUCACCCGUCUUGCAGCGGCAGAUGACGUUAUUCCCUUGAGCGAACCUGUGCGCACGGUGUCCGGGGAAAUGACGGACAGUAUAUGUAUAGCGAAAGGGACAUUGAUCACGAUAUCAAGCGCGGCGAUCAAUCGCUCUUCGGCCAUAUGGGGACCUGACGCAAAGGAAUUUAAGCCUAAUCGUUGGCUGACUGAAGACGGGAUCAGUGGGAAGGCCAAGGAAGUCCAAGGUCAUAGGCAUUUGCUGACAUUCGUCGACGGCCCGAGGACGUGUCUCGGAAAAGAUUUUGCGAUUGCGGAAUUCAAGACAGUUUUAUUAGUUCUGGUGAAGAAUUUCGUGUUUGAGAUGCGGAAUGGAUCUGAUACUCAAGUCGAAAUUGCGAGUGGAUUUCUUCCCCGUCCGCGGGUUGUUGGAGAGGAUGGCAUUGGGGUACCUUUGAGAGUUCGUCGGUAUGAAUGAUUGGUUGCGCUGCACUAGCAAUUUUACUGUAUUUUCUCCCACUUGUCCGCGGCUGAAACCCUCGUACUGUAUUUCAUAUGAGCACUAUAUAGUUCUGUAAUGCUGUCCUUGUUAUUCUUUCUGCUGCCCAGUGGAGUAUUCCCAGACCCAUGGUGUUGGAGUGAUAAGUAGUAUGCGAAAGCUGAUAAAUUACUUCUAUGAACAUUCUGGUCGAUUUGCUCGUCUUCUUCCCCUGUAUGGAUCUUCCCUUCUGGCAUCGGCUGGUUGGGUGCGGUACUAGUUGCGGGCUACAUGGGCGAGGGGGAUGAAAGACGAUCGAAAAUCAACAACUUGAAAACCUAUGCCAGACGACAGCAAUACAAUAUAGUAGAAUUACA